Messenger RNA from Symphalangus syndactylus (siamang), 840 nucleotides. RefSeq names its product chromosome 5 C12orf57 homolog (gene C5H12orf57). The record is from RefSeq and is a predicted model, not a curated record. Gene Ontology annotation, biological process: post-embryonic development. Lineage: Eukaryota; Metazoa; Chordata; Mammalia; Primates; Hylobatidae.
CGAACUCUAGAAUGACUUAAGUAAGUUCCUUAGAAUAUUUUUCCUACUGAAAGUUACAACAUGCGUCGUUGUUUAUACAGUAAUAGGAACAAGAAAAACGUCACCUAAGCUCACCCUCACCAAUUGUGGAGUUCACGCAUAUCCCACCUUCUCUCCAGCCCUAAACGCAGUAGUGUUACAGCUCUUUUAGAAUUUGUCUAGUAGGCUUUCUGGUACUUUUUACUGGAAAGCCCUUAUUACGUAGUUUGUUUCUAACGGUAGAUCUUAUGUUUGGGGCGUGUGAGCCGUCUCAAAUACUGUUGGAAGCUUUGCAAAAGAAGGAACUAGCCACGCCUGGAGGCUUCCGGCUACGCCGGAUGCUGCUUCCUUUCCACUGCCGUGGCUUAUGGGUAAGGGUUGUAAGACGUGGCUCUGUAUUCUUGAGCUUUCCAUUUAUUUUCUCUGAGCCUACAGCCUAAGAGGCCGUAUGGCGUCCGCGUCUACCCAACCGGCGGCCUUGAGCGCUGAGCAGGCCAAGGUAGUCCUGGCGGAGGUGAUCCAGGCGUUCUCCGUCCCGGAGAAUGCAGUGCGCAUGGACGAGGCUCGGGAUAAUGCGUGCAACGACAUGGGUGUCCUUAAGUUUGCUCGCUUGGUCAAGUCCUACGAAGCCCAGGACCCUGAGAUCGCCAGCCUGUCAGGCAAGCUGAAGGCGCUGUUCCUGCCGCCCAUGACCCUGCCACCGCAUGGGCCUGCUGCUGGUGGCAGCGUGGCCGCCUCCUGAGAGUUGGCCCUCCCUUGUGCCACUGCCAGGGGAGGAAAGGCCUUGAUGUUCCAGACAAUAAUAAACGUGCCUGUGACUUA